AUGAGCAUGUUCUCUCUCAAGGGAAAGACCGCCAUUGUUACUGGUGCUGGCGCCGGUAUCGGUCUGGCUGUCGCUCAGGGUCUGGCAGAAGCCGGUGCCAAUGUGGCUUUAUGGUAUAGAAGCAACACAAAGUGCCCUGAGCGCGCUGCCGAGAUCGCCCAGCACCUCACUACUCUCGUCUCUACUACAGCCAAGGCUUACCAGGUCGAAGUUACCGACGGGAAGGCCGUCGAGAAAGCAGUGAAUGAGGUCGUCAAGGACUUUAAUGGUCAUCUCGACGUCUUCAUUGCCAAUGCCGGUGUUCCCUGGACCCAGGGUCACAUGGUGGACGGUCCUCUCGAGCACUACCGUGAUGUAGUCGGCAUUGAUCUCGACGGUACCUUCUACUGUGCCAAAUACGCCGCCGACCACUGGCGGCGCCAGAAGGAAGAGGGUACUGACACUAAUGGCAACAAGCUCACCAACUUUACUUACGGUAGCUUUGUCGCUACGGCCCCCAUGUCCGGCCACAUAGUCAACUUCCCCCAAAUGCAAGCCGCCUACAACGCCGCGAAGACUGGUGUGAAUCACCUCUGCAAGUCCCUCUCUGUUGAGUGGCUUCGCUUCGCUCGUGCCAACACCAUCUCGCCCGGCUACAUCGCCACCGAGAUCUCCAGGUUCGUGCCCGAGGACACCAAGAACAUUUGGCGUGAUAAGAUCCCAAUGGGCCGUGAAGGUCAGGCCCACGAGCUGAAGGGUGCCUACCUCUACCUGGCCUCCGAUGCUUCAACCUACACUACCGGCGUCGAUUUGAUUGUCGACGGUGGCUACUGUGCGCCAUAA
Molecule: messenger RNA, 822 nt
Organism: Penicillium arizonense
Lineage: Eukaryota; Fungi; Ascomycota; Eurotiomycetes; Eurotiales; Aspergillaceae
Product: putative carbonyl reductase
Exons: 3
Coding region: 1-822 (273 amino acids)
Cellular component (GO): intracellular anatomical structure
Molecular function (GO): oxidoreductase activity, acting on NAD(P)H, oxygen as acceptor
Source: RefSeq, a predicted model, not a curated record